UUCCUGUAUACAUAACAUUGUGUAAGAUAAGCAGAUAAAUAUGUGAUUUAUAAAUCAAACCAGAGGUUGUUUGAAAUGUGGAAAUUGUUUGAGCGUAGUUUUUUUAUGAAAUAAAUAACCUGAUAUUUAGAAAAAAGUAAUAUAAGGGCAAAUGUGCACGUUAUCAGGAAUAGCGGAGUCGACGUACAGAAUGUGUUACAGGGGUGAGGUACCCUCAGAGCCCUAUAUCAUACAAACAGGACAGCAAGGGCGAAGAGUGGAAUCUAGAGUGCAAAACAGGCAAAGAGAAAAUGAAUUAGUUAGAGUGAAAAGAGUAAGCCAGACUGUUCCGCGACCCCCAGAAGCACCUUUGCCCGUCAAACCACGUCCUGUUUCAGCGACCAAACCAUGCAAGGUGAUAGAUACAAAAUUUGGACCAAUGGAUAUGCAAACAAUAGAAACACUUCACAAAAAGUAUAGAUACACCUCGAUUGCGCAGAAGUCUGGUGCCGAAUGUGAUAGACACCUUCCAAAGCCCGAUCCCCCAACCUCCCUGGAACCAAAGGCCGACAUGGUCAGACUGCAAGCAAAGAGAUACGAACCUAGGUCUGAGGAAUGGCAAGAUGCCGUGUUGUGGGACAGACUUCAGUCAAGACUUCCAACAAACCGACCCAAGAGUCCACAAAGGGAAAGAAUAUUGAGCAUACGACAACUACCAAAUUGUUUGGACGAAGGGCGACAAAACCGGAUAAUGAAUCUUGUGAAAACUGACGGGCUGGCUAACGUAUUUGUAAGGAAAUGCCCCGGAUAUGCUGGUUACAAUCCCCUAUGUCCACCAGAAACAGAGUUAAACGAUAAGAAAAAUACCCUGGGAUCUUCAACCACCGCCAUGUCAGUGUAUUACAGACAAUUUCCUGACACUGUGUAUCAGAAUCCGAAGUUCGCAAGACGAGGCGUCUUUUCAAAGACGAUUACCCUUACUUACCCAUAUAACCCGUUCAACAAGAUCGGCCUGGAGAUCAGCCCAGGGAAAAAAGGCCUUUAUUCAUCAGAUGAGCCUUUCUUGGGACUAGUUGGUUUAAAUUUGAAAGUUUGAACAAAUAAAUUAUAUAUUUUA
Messenger RNA from Ruditapes philippinarum (Manila clam), 1096 nucleotides. RefSeq lists its product as uncharacterized. NCBI's taxonomy places the organism in Eukaryota, Metazoa, Mollusca, Bivalvia, Venerida, Veneridae. The coding region runs from base 152 to 1075 and encodes 307 amino acids. The record is from RefSeq and is a predicted model, not a curated record. The transcript has 7 exons.